This is a messenger RNA of Symbiodinium natans, 1032 nucleotides long. Lineage: Eukaryota; Dinophyceae; Suessiales; Symbiodiniaceae. The record is from the annotation of a GenBank genome assembly.
AUGGAGGCGUUCCAGGAUCUGGAGGUUUGGCGGAAAGAAGCCAGAGAGGCCUUGCAGAAACGCACCCAAACAUGCCGGGAACAGCUAAGCCGGCUAGAUCUCGAAGCGGAGCCGUCUGGUGCUGGCAAAGGACAGGCGGGGGAGCUUCCCCACCUGGAGAACAAUCCGAUUGAUAGUGGAAAGGCGCCCGUGCGGCGGUGGAGCACCAGCAGGCUCCCGCAAUACAAGCAGCUGCACGCGCACCGGGCGAGGACGUCACCAAGGACAGAGCCGCCGAGGCUGUCUCCAAACCCCUUUGCAGCUCGCCCUGUGCAGAAGCCCCGAUCCCGGGGUCCGACUCCCCGAUCCAGUAAAGAAGAUGAGGGGCGCAGGAAGACGCUGGCGGAGCAGGCACCAUCUCGCAGCCUAGUGCGGGCCAGGACCCAGCCAGGGCCUUGGCGCAGGGCAUCUGAUCGGGCCAAGGAGUUUCGGGCCAACAAGGCGGUGACUCCUCUCCGCGAGGCACGGCGUGCCCUGGAAGCCCUGGCCUCCGCUGCACUGGCUGCGACCCUUCGCUGCUCUCGGAGCCAGGAUCUGACAUCCUCCUUGCUUCGAAGGGUUCUUGCUGAGUCUGCGGAGCUGGAGCAGCUUGCAGAGCUGCUGCGCGCACCCUCCACAGCCUCCACAGCCUCCUCCACGGCCUUGACUGCCCAUGCUCGGGUGGUGGAGAUCCUCGAGGAGGCCAAGGAAGCCAACCGCCUCCUUGGCCAGGCGCUGAGGGCACUGGGCACGGAGGGACGCCGCUGGGGCCCAUGCAGGCAGCCGAGCUCGGACCAGGGGCUCUUAACGACAGAGACACGCCGGGAGGAAGCUGUGGAGGCCAAGCCAGGGACUCCGACAGGUCCGGAGGAAGCAAAUGCCAGGUGCACUGUGAUGGCGGCGCUCAAUGAGUUAGUGUCUGGAAUGCGACAAGCACUGGACGACAUCCAUCAGAUGCGGCAACAUGCUGUGAGCAAGCCAGGAAUUCAGCCAGAGGGAAUCCGGUGCGACUAG